GUGGGAACUUAGAAUUGUUUGGCGUCAACACUGAUUCCAACCAUGGGUUUGUCUGCAUCUACUCCUGCUGUUGCAGUUCAGACCUCAAAUGCUUCAGAUCAUCAGACAGCAUCUCCACCUUCAGGAUGCCCAAUGCAUGAGGGGAAAAUGAAAGGCUGUCCAGUGAGUAUGGAACCACCUGACUCAACCUGUGAGAGCAAAACAUACUCUGUGCCUGCCCACCAAGAACGAGCGUACGAGUAUGUGGAGUGUCCUGUGACGGGUGCCGUGGCUAAGAAUCAGGAGAACCUCGACCCUUCAAAUCUGGUGCCACCACCUAAUCAAACACCAGCCCCAGAUCAGCCGUUCACACUGUCUACUGUCCGAGAGGAAUCAUCCAUUCCAAGAGCAGAUUCAGAGAAAAAGUGGGUUUAUCCUUCUGAACAGAUGUUCUGGAAUGCAAUGUUAAGGAAAGGGUGGAAGUGGAAAGAUGAGGAUAUUAGUCAGAAAGAUAUGUAUAACAUCAUCAGAAUUCAUAAUCAGAAUAAUGAGCAGGCUUGGAAGGAGAUUUUGAAGUGGGAAGCCCUUCAUGCUGCGGAGUGUCCUUGUGGCCCAUCAUUGGUCCGGUUUGGAGGGAAAGCGAAGGAAUAUUCCCCAAGGGCGAGAAUUCGUUCCUGGAUGGGGUAUGAGUUACCUUUUGACAGGCAUGAUUGGAUCAUCAACCGUUGCGGGACAGAAGUUAGAUAUGUGAUCGAUUACUAUGAUGGCGGCGAAGUCAACAAGGACUACCAGUUCACCAUCCUGGACGUCCGUCCUGCCUUGGAUUCGCUUUCAGCAGUGUGGGACAGAAUGAAGGUUGCUUGGUGGCGCUGGACUUCAUAACCACUGUUUUGUUUGAGAUGGGAAAAAUAUAAACUACUUUUUUCUGACAGAUUCAUUGAACUAUUUUCCCCGAACUGAAUUGCACUUGUGGUGGAACAGGAACUUCAAGUGAUUUCACUUUACCCUUCGCUUAGCAAGGGACACCAUGCCCCGUUCGCUUCUGACGCAUUUUACUUUGCAGUUUAUAGAGAUCACUUUAGGUCUUCCUCCCACUUAGCUUAAGUAGGAGGCAGUCCCUCGGUUUUUUCUUUAGCUGCAAUAUUGCCUGUGUAUUUCAUCUAGAAAAAUCUGAACAAUCUCUGAUAAAGCUUUUAAAAAGUGAUGAAAGCUGCUUUUUUUCUUACUGUUUUCUGAGGAAUACUUGAGAUGUAAAACCCGAAAGUCAAUAGAGAUGCUCAGGAGCUUUUACCUGGUCAAAUAUUUUAACUAAAACUGUUCAUUAUAAAUAAGAAUUAGUUGUGCUUUUUAAAAAGUUACCAAUAAUUCCAGGGUCCCUACAAUACAGUAGUGCUCUUGAGCAAAUGCAGAGGUAUACACUGGAAAUGCACUCAGCAAAACUAAGGCGUGUCUUGGCUCUCCAAAUUCUUAUUUAUAUGAAUUUUUCAGUCAGGACCUUGUUAUAGAAUAGUUCAAACUACACCAUGAUUUGAUGAUGUGCAUACUUUAGAACGUAACUUUUGUAAUAUUUUUCUUUUAAUUCCUGUUGUUCUAAUAUGUAACUGCUCCCAGCAAACAGGUCUCCUCGUUGUCCCUGGUGUUUGACAAGUUAUCCCAACUUUAAGUUCCCUUCCUGCCCCUGUUGGGAGCCUUCCCGCCAGUCGGCCUAAUCGAAACCUUGAAAGCCUGGCACAAGUCACAAUUCUAGAGGUUGUCCCUCUUUAAAACAUGAUUAUAUUUGGCUGAGUGUUAAAAUGCACAAGAAGAGUAUUUUUCUCAGAUGCAGAAUAUUUGCAUCAACUCACUGUCUCAGUUUAGAUUUUUUGUUUUAAGGAAGCUCUAAGUUUGCCGUUGAAAUACUUUGUACCAGUCCUCCAUAAACUGCUUGUUUUGAUUAUAGCAACGUGUUACAAAUGACUGUUGUUUCUUUUUAAAAGUGUUGAUAAUAUUAAAUCAUUUAAUUUAUCCUGAACACUGUAGUGUUAAAUUAGUAAAUGGAAUGGGCAGUCUCUGCAUGGUUAA
This is a messenger RNA of Galeopterus variegatus (Sunda flying lemur), 2040 nucleotides long. RefSeq names its product cytochrome c-type heme lyase. Gene Ontology annotation, biological process: cytochrome c-heme linkage. The record is from RefSeq and is a predicted model, not a curated record. Gene Ontology annotation, molecular function: holocytochrome-c synthase activity. Bases 43 to 861 code for a protein of 272 amino acids. NCBI's taxonomy places the organism in Eukaryota, Metazoa, Chordata, Mammalia, Dermoptera, Cynocephalidae. The transcript has 6 exons. Gene Ontology annotation, cellular component: mitochondrion.